AGCACACUGGUGUUAUUUUGAAAAGUCGGAAGAUCCUCCCAGUUGCCUGUAACUGGCUUCAGUAUAAUCGCCAGUGUGCUGUGCACGAGUAGUAGCUAAUUUAGUUUUCUUCCGGAUUUUGCCCUUACUUGAUCAGGAGGAUGUUGACGGUUUUUAAAGUAUAAAGGUGUUUCGUAAACUACACUGGAACUAAAAUGAGGAGUCGCAGCAACUCUGGAGUUAAACUUGACAACUACGCGCGGAUAGUUCAUCAGACUAUUCUGCGUCAUCAAGAUCCAGUGACUGGUCUGUUGCCAGCAAGCAAGGAGCAGCCUGAUGCCUGGGUGAGAGACAAUGUUUACAGCAUCCUGUCGGUCUGGGCUCUUAGUCUGGCUUACAGGAAAAAUGCAGAUCGUGAUGAAGACAAGGCUAAAGCCUACGAGCUCGAGCAGAGUGUGGUGAAGUUAAUGAGGGGAGUUCUUCAAUGCAUUAUGAGACAGCUGGACAAAGUGGAGAAAUUCAAAUACAGUAAAAGCGCUUUGGACAGCCUCCACGCCAAGUAUAACACUCGAACCUGUGCCACUGUUGUGGGUGACCGGGAAUGGGGGCAUCUCCAGCUCGACGCCACCUCCCUAUACAUGCUCUUCCUAGCCCAGAUGACUGCCUCAGGGCUGCACAUAGUGUACACUCAAGACGAGGUGGAUGUGGUCCAGAAUCUGCUCUUCUACAUUGAAGCUGCAUACAAAGUGGCUGACUACGGGAUGUGGGAGAGAGGAGACAAAACAAAUCAGGGCAUCCCUGAGCUCAAUGCCAGCUCAAUUGGGAUGGCUAAAGCAGCCCUUGAAGCCCUAGAUGACUUGAAUUUGUUUGGGGCCAAAGGGGGACCGGACUCUGUGGUUCAUGUCUUAGCAGAUGAUAUCCAGCACUGUCAGUCUAUUCUGAACUCCAUGUUGCCCAGAGCUUCAACAUCCAAAGAGGUGGAUGCCGGGCUUCUGUCUAUUAUUUCAUAUCCAGCCUUUGCAGUGGAAGACAUGGAGCUAGUCAAUAUCACCAAAGAGGAAAUCAUCUCCAAGCUCCAGGGAAGAUACGGCUGUUGUCGGUUUUUAAGAGAUGGCCACAAAACUCCUAAAGAGGACCCAAACAGGUUGUAUUAUGAAUCUGCCGAGCUGAAGCUUUUUGAAAACAUUGAAUGCGAGUGGCCACUUUUCUGGACCUACCUGAUCUUGGAUGGCAUCUUUAUCAACAGUCCAGAGCAGGUUGAGGAGUACAGAGAAGCUCUGGAAGGUAUCCUAAUCAAACAGAAAGAUGGGAUUCGGUUGCUGCCUGAGCUCUACAGUGUUCCUCCUGAGAAGGUGGAUGAGGAGUAUGUUAAUCCUCACACGGUGGAGAGGAUCCCGUUGGGAAAGUGCCCUCUGAAGUGGGGCCAGUCCCUUUACGUUCUGGGCAACCUGUUGGCAGAGGGUUUUUUGGCUCCUGGAGAGAUCGACCCCCUAAACCGCAGGUUCUCUGCCAUCCCUAAACCAGAUGUUGUUGUGCAAGUGUCCAUCCUGGCUGAGAACGAGGACAUUAAGGCGCUCCUGCAGAAGAAUGGGAUUGAUGUGGAGACAGUGGCAGACAUCCACCCAAUAAGAGUGCAGCCGUCUCGAGUUCUCAGCCACAUUUAUGCUCGGCUAGGGCGCAAUGAGAGGCUGGGGCUGACCGGCAGACCAUACCGAAGGAUCGGUGUGUUGGGAACCUCAAAGCUGUACAUCAUCCGGAACACCAUCUUCAGCUUCACACCUCAGUUCAUAGAUCAUCAGCAGUUCUAUUUGGCCCUGGAUAACAAGAUGAUUGUGGAGAUGUUGCGCACUGACCUGUCUUACCUGUCUUCUCGUUGGAGGAUGACCGGCCGUCCGACUGUCACUUUUCCCAUCUCCCAGACUAUGCUUAACCAUGACCACACUGACUUGGACCCUGCUGUUCUGGCCACACUUAAGAAGCUUCAGGAUGGGUACUUCGGAGGAGCAAGGGUGCAGACUGGGAAGUUAUCAGAGUUUCUGACUACGUGUUGCUGUGCUCACCUGAGCUUUCUGGACAGUGGUAAGACACGCUCCAAUAAGGGCUGGGAUGAAGAUGAUGAUGUUGAGGAUGACUACUUUAGAGGUGCUGUGCAUGACCUGAACUUCAGUGAUGAUUCAGAUGAUCUAGCACAAUACCUGGACCAGCUUUUGCAUGCAGCGGUGCCUGUCCAGGGGCUCAGAGUCGAGGCAGAGGCUAAAGGACUGAGUCGCUUUAAGGCUGCAGCCACAAAGACACGUGAGAUGGUGUCUCUUGUGAACAAAGCCAAGGAUCUACAAAUCCACAAUCUCCAUAUGUAUCUUCCCAAUAAGCUGUUCCGCUCACCUCAGCCUGCGCUUAAUUUAAAAGACUUUCCAGGACUGGGGACGGAUCAUAGUUCAGAAGUUGUGGUGCCCUCUGAAAAUAACCUGCCUCGGGACACUCAUGGUGCCAUUGACUACAGUAGUCUUGUGCAGGUCCUUAAAGACACUCAGAGCCUUCACGAUCAGGCAGACAUCCUCUACAUUCUUUUUAAAGACAAGGGAAUGGACUGGGACACUCAGCUGCAUGGGAAAGGCACCACUGUUAAGAGUUUGCUAGUCGAGCUCUAUGAGAAAGCGGGAGAUCUGAGGUGUUGGGAUAUCAUCCGUAUGAUUUCAGGCAUGCUCCGCAAGAAAGUAGAAGAACUAGACUGGGCCUGCUCAGAUUUGCUGGCUCAUCAGAAGCACUUGACGGUCGGUUUACCACCAGAGCCCAGAGAGAAAACCAUUACAGCGCCUUUGCCUCCUGACCAACUGGCCUUACUGAUUGAUCAAGCCAGCGAAAACAGCAUCACUAUUGCCAUCCUCACACAGGAGAUCAUAGUGUACCUAGCGAUGAUCAUCAGAACGCAGCGCAGUUUGUUCAGUGAGAUGUUUCGGCUGAGGAUCGGCCUCAUCAUUCAGGUUAUGGCAACUGAACUGGCCCAAUCUCUAAACUGCUCAGGUGAGGAGGCCACAGAGAGUCUGAUGAAACUGAGUCCCUCUGAGUUGAAGAAUCUUCUUCACCACAUUCUGAGCGGAAAAGAAUUCGGUGUUCAGAGAAGUGUUCGUUCAGUUGAGCCCGGUGUCAGUCCUGUCAUCUCAAUCCAUGAGGUGGGCAAUGUUGGAGCCACCAAGAGUGAGCGCGCAGGCAUCAGCAAACUGAAGAGUGACAUGAAGAUGCUGGAAGAGCUCAGAUUUUCAUGGUCGAUCCAAAGUAAGACUUUCUCAGGUCAGUCCUUCGAUGCUGAGCCUGUUGAAUUAGCGAGGAGCAGGAUGCCUUCAAUUGAUGGGUUUGACAGCUCCGUGAGUGUUGGUGUACCCCGGGAUAGUCGGCAGGGCCAGUGGCUGCGCAGGAGGCGGCUUGAUGGAGCUCUCAACAGAGUUCCUGUUGGCUUUUAUCAAAAAGUCUGGAAGAUUCUGCAGAAGUGUCAUGGCCUUUCAAUAGAAGGCUUCGUUCUCCCAUCUUCUACUACAAGAGAGAUGACCCCAGGUGAGAUUAAAUUUGCGGUACAUGUGGAAAGGGUGCUGAACCGUGUCCCUCAGCCUGAAUACAGGCAGCUGCUGGUGGAAGGCAUCCUCGUCUUGACAAUGCUGGCUGAUGUUGACAUUCAGAGCAUCGGCAGCAUCAUCCACAUAGAAAAAAUAGUUCAUAUUGCUAAUGACAUGUUCUACAAAGACCAGAAGGAUCUUGGUGCUGAGGACAGUAUUUUGGAGAAGGAUCAGUCUACGGGCAUCUGUCGGCUCCUGUAUGACACUGCACCCAGCGGCCGCUUCGGCACCAUGACUUACCUUACUAAAGCUGUGGCUACUUAUGCCCAGGACUUCUUGCCUAGUGGCGCCUGUACUGUACAGUGACACCUACCUAGGUUUUUAAAUAGCAUAGUUUUUAUUGUACAGUCAAAAGACCACUAUUUUAAGUCAUAUUUUUGAGAUAUUUGUGUGAGUUUUAGUAUUGAAUAAACUCGUCAUUGAGCACAUAAUAUAUUUUGUAGUUUAAAGUUUAAUGGUAAUCCUUGAAUAGUUCUUACAUUAGGUACAGUACAUUUAGCAUAUUUAAUAUCAGGAUGAAACAUAAGGCUGUGGAAAAUGGAGAAAUACAGUCCGCAGUUGUUCUGCUAAUAAAAAACAGGUUGUGAGUUUACUAGAUUGUAUGUGAUCUAUGAUAUACAGACUCUACGUACAAAGCACUUACAUUUUUUUU
This is a messenger RNA of Danio rerio (zebrafish), 4239 nucleotides long. The record is from RefSeq and is a predicted model, not a curated record. NCBI's taxonomy places the organism in Eukaryota, Metazoa, Chordata, Actinopteri, Cypriniformes, Danionidae.